AUGGUUUCCUUCCACCACCCGGCUCUUCCACUCGCAGCUCUCGCCGUGCUCGUUGCUGUUGCGCAUGGCGCAACCCUGCAGUUAGGACGAACGACGCUCACUGGCCUAGACAUCCCCACCUUUGGCCAGGAGUUGUUUGGUGGUAUCCCUUUUGCGGAGCCUCCUCUCGCGGAGAAGCGAUUCCUUCCGCCCAUACUCAAAACGACGCUCUCGGAAAAGACCUUCGACGCGUCGAAAUUCGGACCUGCGUGUCUUCAGGCUGGUACGGCGCAAGGUGCCAUGUCAGAGGACUGCUUGACAAUCAAUGUCCUCCGUCCGGCGGGCACGCCGUCGCAUGCUCGUCUACCCGUGAUGUUUUGGACCUACGGUGGCGGCUUUCAAGAAGGCCAAUCGAGCAUCUACAAUGGGAGCGCAAUCGUGGCCCAAAGUGUUCUGCGGGGCACGCCCGUCAUCUAUGUCAACUUCAAUUACCGUCUCGGGCCACUCGGCUUCCCACAAGGCCAUGAGGCGGACACCCGCGGAGCUCUCAAUCUCGGAAUGAAGGAUCAGCUCGCGGCGCUCGAGUGGGUGCAAGCCAACAUCGGCACGUUCGGCGGCGACAAAUCCAAGGUGAUGGUGUUUGGCGAGAGUGCCGGGGCAAUUAUGACCGCUCUUCUGUUCCUCAACUCGCCCAUUACACGGCUUGCUCGAGCAGCGAUCUUCGAAUCGGGGAGUCCAUCCACUUCGGCACUUUUCACGCCGGAAAGACGUGAGAUCAGCUGGCAGAACUUCGUUGGCGGUGUGCCGUCCUGUGCCGCUCUGACGAAAUCCCGAUCGACCUUUUCGUGCUUGCGCAAAGCGAGCUCAAACGAGAUCCUGGCGGGGUUCAAUGCAUCGAUAGCGCUCGCAGACGAGGAGUUUCCUUGGGACCCCGUGCUCGAUGGCCCCACCGGGCUCAUACCCGACUUGCCAUCUGUGUUGUUCAAGAGGGGACAUUUCGCGAAGCUCCCUUUCAUGGCAGGAACGAAUUUGGAUGAAGGUACUAUCUUUACCCCAACAAAUCUUCUCUCGCCGGAGGAACUCCAAGCGGAGAUCUCAUCGCUGUUCACACCCUCGGCUGCACCGGCCGUCCUUAACUCGUCCAUCGCCAAAGUACUGGAGCUAUACCCAGACAACCCAUCUCUUGGCUCCCCCUUUGGAACAGGCAACCAGACAUUUGGCCUCAGCCCCCAAUUCAAGCGUGCUGCCGCAAUCAUUGGCGACGUCGAUUUCCUCGCUCCUCGUCGACAAUGGGUGGCCGCCGCUGCAUCCCACGAGGUUCCCACCUUCGUGUACCACUUCACAGAACCCCAGCCGGAGGAUCCUCCCUCUUUUGGCGUUCCACACGGCUCCGAGAUACUCUGGGUUUACGGCGCCCCUGCUGAUCCUGCCCCGACAGCAGUCGCACUUAGCCGGAUUAUGACUGACUAUUGGAUCUCUUUUGCUACAAGUCUGACCCCGAACGAUGGGCUCGGGGUCCCCAAACCGGCGUGGACGCAAUGGACACCCAAGAAUAAGGCUGCGAUUCAACUUGAUGGUGCCAACUUGACUAUGGUUCCUGACAACUUCCGCGGUGCACAAACUGACUUUUUCAAUUCUGAUCCAACUAUCUGGCGUCAUUAG
This is a messenger RNA of Mycena indigotica, 1641 nucleotides long. RefSeq names its product Carboxylic ester hydrolase. The transcript has 13 exons. The record is from RefSeq and is a predicted model, not a curated record. The coding region runs from base 1 to 1641 and encodes 546 amino acids. Lineage: Eukaryota; Fungi; Basidiomycota; Agaricomycetes; Agaricales; Mycenaceae.